UUACCAUUAGAACUGACCAUAAGCGGCCGCCAUGUUGUUUGUUUUCAAGUUUAGUGGAAGACAAGCGAAGUCGGCGCGCCUUGCCUCUCAUAAAGGCCUUUUAACAAUUAUGGAAAACCUGGAAUCCAUAUUAGAGGAACUAGAAAAGUUUGAAAAGAAGAGUGGAGGUGUACCAAAGCUCUUGGAGGAGUAUGUUCAGCAUGUUGCCAAAACAGGAGACACAGUGUUUCCAUGGCACCGAAUACGAAAUUUUAUGCGAUACAUGCUAGAAACCGUGAUGAAUGAGUUUUAUGAAAAUUGUGGUGGGGAGGACAUAAGCGAGUGUGGCAACGUGCCGGCCUUCUCGUACACGACGACACGCGAUAAGUUAUUACACCACUUUGAUAGUUUCUCUGGUGCACCGUUUACCAUACAGAGGCUGUGUGAGAUAAUGGUAGACCCCACUAGACACUACAAGCGGACAGACAAGUUUUUACGAGGGUUAGAAAAGAAUGUACUGGUGGUAUCUAAUAUUGAACCUGGCCGGCAGCGGCGCAGUGAGGACUCUCAACAGACCCUAGUCAAUGGCUUGCAAGAUGGUGGACUACACACAUCGCCCCUCUCCGUCUCUUCGGCAACUUCACCAAUGUCACAUCACCCCAAGAGGCUAUCAAUAACGCAGUCUGCAAACUCCAUAACAAAUAAUGCUAGUGAGUCUUACAGUCGGGAAAUUGGUGACAGUGAAAACCAGGUAACAGGCUCGGAAGCUAAUGGUCCCAGUGGUCUGCAUAGAGAUGAAAUAACCAAUGACUCUUUGAAAGAAACAGCCGAACCUCCUUCCAAGAAGGUUAAAACAGAAAGUCGCAUUGAAGAAAAAGCAACAGGGUCUGCAGAAGAUUUGUCACAGAUAGAGGAAAAGAGUGACUCUUUUAAUACUUCCAGUGAUGCUGAGAGUAUGGAAGCUGAAGCCAGUGAAGAUGACAGUGAGAGCAGCAGCAGCAGCAGCAGUAACUCUAAUAGUGCCAAGACAGAAUCCAUGGACUCUAGAGAAGCAGAGGCCACGUGUCAUUCAGUGAGAAGCAAUGCAAAGGAAACAAAGGUGUCCCUAGAUAGACUUGGUCAGCAAGUAGGCACCAGUGAAUUAAUUACAGAGGAUUCUGCUCACCUCACAGAGGAAGAUAGGGACAAAGACGAAGUAGAAGAUGAUACAUCAUUGUCAUUAUCCCCAGAAGUGUGUUCUUCAAACAGUUCCCAUAGAGGUGGAGAACAAAAACUGGAAGAAGAGAAUGAUACUGUUGGUUUAUUAUCAACAUCCGCGCCUACAAUAAAUGCUGAAGAAAGUCCAGAUUCUGUUGAAGGGACUUUAGAGCUAGUUCAUCAACAAGAGGAACAGACGAAGGCACCUCAGGAUGAAAGAGAAGGCACUUCAGAAGCAGCAGCUGCUGCAGAAAACAGUAGCAGAAAUGAAUCAGAACAUAUAAUAGAAACUCCUUCUGUACAGGAAGAUAACAGCAAUGACAGUCAUGAAGCUGAUAGCACUUCCCAAGCUCAGAGCAACGGUGCGUUAAACCAGCCUGCGCCUUCUGUUGUUGGGACUCCAUCCUCGCCCAUCUCUUCCCCUUCCCCAUCUACGGACCCCUCCUCGGCUACAGUCCCGGAUCCUUCAGUUGCUCCGUCCAUAUCGUCACCUUCAGAUUCAGUAGCCCAUACCACCUCGCAAAGUUUACCUUCUGCCUCAUCUCCCCCUGCAGUUUCUGCGAGUACGUCAUCACCUCUCCAUGAGAGUUCCGACCCUACUAUAGACACUGGUGCUACUGCUUCAACUUCUUCCAGUAGCCCACCACACUCAGACUCAACAGUAGGUCAAGAACCAGAUAAUACUUCCUCAGGUAGCAGCAUAGUUGAACUUAAUAAUAAAGUUGAAAAGGAUAAUGGUAAUGUUAGUUGCUCAAGUUCUCAGCCAGAAGAGUCUGAAGAAAAGGACCAACUAAUGAAAUAAUUCUAAAUUUAGUUUAAUAAUAUAUUAGCAUAUUUUUAUAUCGAUUUAUUUUACACAGCUGUACCUGCCAUUCGGACACAGUUAUUCAACAAGAUAUUACGUAUCUACGUUUGUGACAGACACUGGUUUAUAGAUUUAUGGUGAUUUCGUGACUUUCUUACAAAUUUAGUUCUUUGUAAAGAAGAAACGUGAAAAUUUUGUUAUUUUAUAAUACUGAUUAUAAGUCAUCUCGUUGAAGUUAUAAGGAUAAUGUUUUCUUUUAUAUGUGAGUAUGCAUUUGAUGAACAUGCCUUGGAAGGUUCUCUGACACAGAAGUUACUUGAGAGUGAAUAUGAGAGGGAAGGUGCUUGUCACAUUGUGUGCAAUAGUCAUUUGUUGCCCUCAAUUGAGUAUCCUGUAUGUGUAUUAUUACAGUAGUGGGGAACGAAAGUUACAUGUCUUUCCUGUGUAAUUUUUUUGGAUAUUGGAGAAGCUGAAAUAUACUGUAAUGUAAUGUUGGUGUGUGUUAUGUGUUUAUUCCAUUAGUAUUCAUUAGAAACUGGGAUGUACUUAGUUCUCUAGGUAGAUUACUUUUGAUAGACAUAACCUAAGAACUGUAAUAUAAUUAUCUUAGAGACAUUGAAGAAUAGUUCAUUUACACUUCACUUUCCUAUGGGUUAUCAUCAAUGUAACAGUUGGGGAAGCAGUUUACAGUUUACCAGGACAGUAGUAGAUGAAUGUCUUUUUAAGUAUCAGUCGUUCUAUCAUGGAUUGGCAAGAGAAUGAAAUAUAAAGAUUUUAGCAUUCAUCACCGAAUUGUGCCACAGCUGUUAGACUUUUGGCUGAAAUAACGGUUACUUUUGUAUAUUUAUAUGACAACUGAUGAUUUCCUGCCUUGAUUUUACCUGGUAUAUCUCUGAUGCUGAACCCCUGAGGCGUUACAUAUGGUGUUUACAGUGUAUAGUAUUAAAUAGCACUGGACCUGUUCACUAUUUAACCACAUUUUUAGUAAGCUAGGGGCUGGUAGAAGACAAUUUAAUGCAAUAAUACUAUUUUGAGGGUAUGCUUUUUAAAUACUGAAAAGUGUGCACAUCUGCAGAUUGGGUUGGAAAGAUGUAUUAUUGAAGAUGUGAUCCACAGGUGAUGUAUAUUGUAUACAUAGGUUGUGCUUAAGGAUGCAUACAUAUGCAGGUUGUGCUUAAGGAUGCAUACAUGUGCAGGUUAUGCUUAUGAAUGCAUACAUGUGCAGGUUGUGCUCAUGAAUGCAUGUUUGUAAGAUGGUGCUCUGAGGAUAUGUGUUUGUAUAAGUUGUAAUUCAAAGUUACCUACGUGUACAACUUAAGAUCGAAGGAUGUGUGCUUGUAUAGGCUAUGAUCCUAGGAUACGUACAUGUUCGACUACAACCCAAAGAGGCUGGCUUUUGCAGCUUGUGGUCAAAGAGUGCACCUUAAUACAGCAUGUUCUCUGUGGAUAUUGGUUUAGGAGUUUGUUGCACGAGUCAUGAGCUACAGCGGUGAUUGUAUUUACCCAAUCAUGUUUCAAAAGUUUGUUUGGAAAUGAUAAGGAAGUUGCUAGGUCCAACUGUGCUACCAUCUGGCUGUAUAGUCAAAUGUCUCUAGCAUAAUAUAUUUCUAAUGGUGGAAAACUUGUCAACAUAAUAAACAUUAUCGUUAUUUAGAUAACCAAAUUUUAAUUUUCGUAAUCUAUAAAAAAAGUAUGGUUUCAUUUUUUUUGCAUCAGGAUGUAUGUUUUAUAGAGAAAUAUCCAAUAAAAUUAAGCCAGUA
Messenger RNA from Procambarus clarkii (red swamp crayfish), 3741 nucleotides. Its product is annotated as serine/threonine-protein phosphatase 4 regulatory subunit 2. Gene Ontology annotation, molecular function: protein phosphatase regulator activity. NCBI's taxonomy places the organism in Eukaryota, Metazoa, Arthropoda, Malacostraca, Decapoda, Cambaridae. Gene Ontology annotation, cellular component: nucleus; cytoplasm; protein phosphatase 4 complex. The record is from RefSeq and is a predicted model, not a curated record.